CCCUCCCCGCUGGUUUCCGCGCGAAAAAGCCAAGCCGGGGCCCGGGCUGUGCAGCUGCCGCCGCCACCAUCACAUCAUCAUCACCAUCCCCGUCGCUGUCCUCCAUCGCCGCCGCCCAUACCGCACCGCGAUGCCCGCCCGCACCGCCCCGGCCCGAGUGCCCACGCCGGCCUCCCGGGCCGUGUCUCUCCCCGACGAUGUGCGCAGGCGGCUCAAAGAUUUGGAACGAAAUAGCUUGACCGAAAAGGAAUGUGUGAAAGAGAAACUCAAGCUCCUGCAUGAAUUUCUACAAACAGAAGUCAAGAAUCAGUUAUGUGACUUGGAGACCAAGUUACAGAAGGACGAAUUAUCCGAGGAGGGCUACCUGGCUAAAGUCAAAUCCCUUUUAAAUAAAGAUUUGUCUUUGGAGAACGGCGCCUGCACGUUCAGUCGGGAAGUGAACGGGAGCCAUCCCCGCGGGGAGGAGCGGACAGCGGCCAUGGCCGAACCCUUCAAAUCGCCCCGGUCUGCGCGGAGAGGCAGGGCCGACAGAGACAACAAGGCAGCUGAGGUGUCACCGACGCCCCGGGUUACACGGCAGAGCAGCAGGCAGACCACAAUCACGGCUCACUUCCCAAGGGGCCCGGCCAAGCGGAAGCCUGAUGGGGAGCCCUCCAGAGAGAUUGUAGAAGAUUCUGGAGAUGACAAAGACCAGGAGGAAAAGAGGCGGCGAGUUGUCAUCCGUGAACCAGUUGCAGGCCCUUCCUCUGGGAGAACUGCACGGGUCCCCAUAGAAGUGGAGGUGGAGGACGGCACUCCUGUGGAGAGGGCAGCGUCCAGGCUUGCAGGGAGGACACUUACUUCCCCCUCUCCAGAAGAAAGGACCCUCCGAAGUCAGUCCCGUACAGCGUGUGGUCACACACAGUUCUCCCAUGACAGGGCUGUGCUGGAGCUCCAGGCUGUGGUCGUGGGCCUGGACACAGCCCUGGCAGCGACCCCCUUGCCGCGAGCGCCAGAGGCGGAUGUCACCAAGGGCUCCAGUGGCAAUGCUGAAACUCCAGACGAGACAGAUGAAGGGAGACCCCGAAGUCAGCCCAGAGAUUACGCGGCUGAGCAGAGACCGAAAGAAGAGCUGGAAGAAGUGCAGGUUUCCCAGGAGCGAGACAACGAAGAAAACGAAGAAAAGCGGCGCAGAAUGGCCUUCAAAGAACCGUUGGAGAGGAAGGUGGUCCGGUCCAAAGGGCUCAUGGCUGCCAAGAACGACCCUCUGCGGUGCAUCCAUUGCGGACAGUACCUGGAUGAUCCUAAUCUCAAGUAUGAGCAGCACAUGCCGGACGCGCUGGAUGAGCCGCAGCUGCUGACCAAUGAAGUCUUGUCCAUCUUCGGCAGCGAGUCGGGCUUCGGCAGCUACGAGGACACGCCCCAGCACAAGCUGACCUGCUUCAGCGUGUUCUGUAAACGAGGCCACUUGUGCCCCAUCGACACGGGCCUCAUCGAGAAGAAUGUGGAACUCUACUUCUCUGGCUCAGCCAAGCCCAUCUACGAUGACGACCCAUCCCCAGAGGGUGGCGUCAACGGCAGGAACCUGGGCCCCAUCAACGAGUGGUGGGUCACGGGCUUCGAUGGCGGCGAGAAGGCCCUCAUGGGCUUCAGUACCUCCUAUGCAGAAUACAUCCUGAUGGAGCCCAGUCCCGACUACGCGCCCGUGUUCAACCUGAUGGAGGAGAAGAUCUAUAUCAGCAAGAUCGUCGUGGAGUUCCUGCAGGGCCACUCAGAGGCUGCCUACGAGGACCUCAUUAACAAGAUUGAGACCACAGUGCCCCCAUCCAAACUCGGCCUGAACCGCUUCACCGAGGACUCCCUGCUGCGCCAUGCGCAGUUCGUGGUGGAGCAGGUGGAGAGCUACGACGCGGCUGGGGACAGCGAUGAGCUGCCCAUCUUCCUCACGCCCUGCAUGCGCGACCUCAUCAAGCUGGCUGGGGUCACUCUGGGAAAGAGGCGCACCGAAAGGCGUCGCGUCAACAGACAGGCCAAGGAGAAGGCCAAGGCUCCAGAUAAGGUCACAACUACCAGGCUAGUCUGCAAGAUCUUUGACACUGUGUUUGCCGAGCAAAUCGAUAAGGCCGAGAAGCAGGAGGACAAAGAGAACAUGUUCAAGCGCCGGCGCUGUGGUGUCUGCGAGGUUUGCCACCAGCCCGAGUGCGGCCAGUGUAAGGCCUGUAAGGACAUGGUGAAGUUCGGAGGCCAGGGCCGCAGCAAGCAGGCCUGCCUGGAGAGAAGGUGCCCGAACCUGGCCAUGAAGGAGGCGGAGGAGGAUGAUGAGGUGGAUGACAUCCCCGAGGUGCCAUCGCCCAAGAAAAUGAAUCAGGGCAAGAAGAAGAAGCUGAACAAGAACCGCAUCUCCUGGAUCGGGGACGCCAUCAAGACUGACGGCAAGAAGAUCUACUACAGGAAGGUGUGCGUGGACUCGGAGACCCUGGAGGUGGGCGACUGCGUUUCCGUGUCCGCUGAAGACUCGUCCAAGCCCCCCUACUAUGCCAGGAUCACAGCACUGUGGGAGGACGCUAGCAGUGGUCAGAUGUUCCAUGCGCACUGGUUCUGCAUGGGCAAAAACACCGUCCUAGGGGCUACCACGGACACCCAGGAGCUCUUCGUGGUGGAUGAGUGCGAGGACAUGCAGCUGUCUUACAUCAACAAAAAAGUGACCGUCCUCUACAAGGGUCCGUCUGCCAACUGGGCCAUGGAGGGCGGAAUGGAGCCUGAGCCUGUCGUCACGGAUAAGAAGACCUUCUUCUACCAGCUGUGGUACGACCAGGACUAUGCCCGCUUCGAGUCCCCGCCACAGAUCAAGCCCGCGGAGGGCACCGAGUACAAGUUCUGCACAAGCUGCGCCCGGCUGGCAGAGAUGCGGCAGAAUGAGAUCCCACGGGUGCUGGGGCAGCUGGAGGACCAGGACGGGCGUGUGCUCUACAGCGGGGCCACCAAGAAUGGGAUCCAGUACCGAGUGGGUGACUGCGUUUACCUGCCCCCCGAGGCCUUCACCUUCAACAUCAAGCUGUCAAGCCCGGUGAAGCGGCCACGGAAGGAGCCGGUGGAUGAGGAACUGUAUCCAGAGCACUACCGGAAGUCCUCGGACUACAUCAAGGGCAGCAACGUGGAUGCGCCUGAGCCCUACCGCAUCGGCCGCAUCAAGGAGAUUUUCUGUGCCAAGAAGAGCAGCGGCAAAGCCAACGAGGCUGACAUCAAGCUCCGUGUUCACAAGUUCUACAGGCCUGAAAACACGCACAAGUCCAUGCCGGCCAGUUACCAUGCGGACAUCAACUUGCUGUACUGGAGCGACGAGGAGGCCGUGGUAGACUUUGCCGCUGUGCAAGGCCGCUGCACUGUCGAGUACGGCGAGGACCUGUCUGAAUGCCCACAGGACUUCUCAGCUCGUGGCCCUGACCGCUUCUACUUCCUUGAGGCCUACAACGCCAAGAGCAAGAGCUUUGAGGACCCCCCGAACCAUGCGCGCAGCCCCGGGAAUAAAGGCAAAGGGAAGGGCAAAGGGAAGGGCAAGGGCAAAGCCCAAGCCCCACCGAGUGAGCAGCACAGGGAGUCUGAAGCCACCAUUCCACUGCCUAAGCUGCGGACCUUGGACGUAUUCUCGGGCUGCGGGGGCCUGUCCGAGGGCUUCCACCAGGCAGGCGUCUCGGAGACGCUGUGGGCCAUCGAGAUGUGGGAGCCCGCUGCCCAAGCCUUCCGGCUCAACAACCCAGAUACCACGGUCUUCACCGAGGACUGCAACAAGCUGUUGAAGCAGGUUAUGUUGGGGGACACCGUCAACGCACUGGGGCAGGUGCUGCCGCAGAAGGGCGACGUGGAACUGCUGUGCGGGGGGCCGCCCUGCCAGGGCUUCAGCGGCAUGAACCGCUUCAACUCACGAACCUACUCCAAGUUCAAGAACUCCCUGGUGGCCACCUUCCUCAGCUACUGCGACUACUACCGGCCUCGCUACUUCCUCCUAGAGAACGUGCGCAACUUCGUGUCCUUCAAACGCUCCAUGGUCCUGAAGCUCACGCUCCGCUGCCUCGUGCGCAUGGGCUACCAGUGCACUUUCGGGGUGCUGCAGGCUGGCCAGUACGGCGUGGCCCAGACGCGCCGCCGGGCCAUCAUCCUGGCAGCCGCCCCCGGCGAGAAGCUGCCCCUUUUCCCCGAGCCCCUUCAUGUGUUCGCACCUCGAGCCUGCCAACUGAGCGUCGUGGUGGACGACAAGAAGUUCGUCAGCAACAUCACCAGGCUGAGCUCGGGCCCUUUCCGGACCAUCACAGUGCGCGACACCAUGUCCGACCUCCCCGAGAUCCGGAAUGGAGCAUCGGCCCUAGAGAUCAUGUACAACGGGGAGCCCCAGUCCUGGCUCCAGAGGCAGCUGCGGGGUUCCCAGUACCAGCCCAUUCUCAGGGACCACAUCUGCAAGGACAUGAGUGCCCUGGUGGCCGCCCGCAUGCGGCACAUCCCCCUGGCGCCAGGCUCCGACUGGCGCGACUUGCCCAACAUCGAGGUGCGCCUGUCAGACGGCACCAUGGCCCGCAAGCUGCGUUACAACUUCCACGACCGCAAGAACGGCUACAGCAGCACCGGGGCACGGCGGGGCGUCUGCUCAUGCUGUGAAGCAGGUAAAGCCUGUGAUGCUGCAGCCCGGCAGUUCAACACGCUCAUCCCCUGGUGCCUGCCGCACACGGGCAACAGGCACAACCACUGGGCCGGACUGUACGGGCGCCUGGAAUGGGACGGCUUCUUUAGCACUACUGUCACCAACCCUGAACCCAUGGGCAAGCAGGGCCGUGUGCUGCACCCCGAGCAGCACCGUGUGGUGAGUGUGCGGGAGUGCGCCCGCUCCCAGGGCUUCCCCGACUCCUACCGGCUCUUUGGCAACAUCCUGGACAAGCACCGGCAGGUCGGCAACGCUGUGCCCCCGCCCCUGGCCAAGGCCAUUGGCUUGGAGAUCAAGCGCUGUUUGCUGGCCAAAGCGCAGGAGAGCACCUCAGUUAAAAGCGAGGAGAAGCCUCACAAGGACUAGUGUGAUCCUCCCCUCCAGUCCCGUCGCCCCCGCUCCAGGCACAGGGACCCCGAGAGCUGUGGUGUGGUGUUGCCCAUGAGCUUGUCUGCAGGUCCUGCGUGUCCAGCACUGCCGCCAGCCUUGCCCCAGCUGUGUCGGUCUUCAAGGUUUUUUUAUCCUGCAGUUUAUCAAAAGCACCACCGUCUGCGUGGCCCUUAAUUAAGACUUUAUGUAGUUUUUAUAUGUUGUAAUAUUUCUUCAAAUAAAUCUCUCCUUAAA
Molecule: messenger RNA, 5296 nt
Organism: Suncus etruscus (white-toothed pygmy shrew)
Lineage: Eukaryota; Metazoa; Chordata; Mammalia; Eulipotyphla; Soricidae
Gene: DNMT1
Product: DNA methyltransferase 1
Exons: 41
Coding region: 131-5038 (1635 amino acids)
Cellular component (GO): nucleus
Molecular function (GO): DNA binding; chromatin binding; DNA (cytosine-5-)-methyltransferase activity
Source: RefSeq, a predicted model, not a curated record